AUGGGCUCCCGACUAGAGAAAAAUUCCAGCUUGGUUCGAAAGCGCAUCGAGAGCCACACCUUCAGCGACGAGCAGGGAGAGGAAUAUGAAGGCUCAAAGUUCGGCGGGUUUGCCGACUACAUGCGGAGGAAGAAGAUCAAGCUGCAGAAUCUUGAUGUUGAGAUACGCGCCAACUCGGCAGACAAGCCUCCUAUCUUUUGCGGAGUAGUCGUCCACGUCAAUGGCUACACCCAACCGCCCUUGAGCGACCUACACAACCUCGUCGUAAGCCAUGGGGGCGGCUUCCUUCAAUACCUUGACGCGAAGACUUCUGCUACACAUGUCAUUGCCAGCCAUCUCACGCCCAAGAAGACGGUUGAGUUUGGGAAAUACCGCGUUGUCAAGCCAGCUUGGGUAGUCGACAGUGUCAAGGCAGGAAAGUUGUUGCCCUGGGAUGCCUAUAGGCUGGUCGACGAAGGCGUCACGCAGAAGGUGCUGGGCUUCGAAAGCGGCCAUAUGGUAAGCCAGGCGAACAGUCAGCCGAGAAGCUAUAGAGAACACUCCGAAACGGGUUGGUAUGCCACGCAAUUGCGCCAGAAUCAGCAGGAGCAAAAUCGUUCACCUGCUGAUUCAUCGGCAAUCAGCAGAGCUGGAGAGGAUGCUUCCACCGGGGGAGUCGCCGGCAACGCGAAUUUCGAUGCGCCCGAUUCCCCCGGAGAUGGCUUGAUGCAUGCACAAAACCCCGUGAAAGGACACGGUCCACUCGCACCAGAGUCAAGAGAUGCACUCAAACCCGAAAAACGCGAGCUCACAGCCGAAGAACACAACUCUAUCCUGCUCUCCAAUCCCCAUAUGGCUAAAUCCAGCACUGCAAACCCUGACUUCAUCAAUCAAUACUACCGCGAAUCGAGGUUACACCAUCUAUCAUCCUGGAAAGCCGAGCUGAAAGCGCAGAUGCAGGCACGUGCACAAGAGAAACUAUCCUCGCAGCUGGUGAAGCCGAAAAGAGCGCCUGGUGCGAGACGGUACAUCAUGCAUGUUGACUUCGAUAGCUUCUUCGCCGCCGUGUCUCUCCAAAAACACCCGCAGUUGGUCGAUAAGCCUGUAGUCAUCGCACAUGGCAGCGGGCCCGGGUCGGAGAUUGCAAGCUGCAAUUAUCCUGCUAGGAAAUACGGCAUCAAGAAUGGCAUGUGGAUGAAGGCUGCACUUAGCAUGUGUCCAAACCUCAAAAUCCUACCGUACGACUACAAUGCUUACGAAGAAGCAAGCCGCCAGUUCUACGACUGCAUCCUUGCGGUUGAUGGUGUGGUGCAAAGUAUCAGCAUUGACGAGGCUCUUCUCGAUGUCAGCGAACAAUGUAUCAAGGCUGGCGGAUCUGAUGGCAAGGGAAUUUCAGAAGGCUCCUUAUACCGCGAACAAGAGCACGCUCAGCAUUUGGCGCGAGAUUUACGGGCUGCUGUGAAGGAGAAAACUGGCUGUGAUGUAUCUGUCGGAAUUGGCGGUAAUAUAUUACUUGCCAAGGUGGCAUUACGGAAAGCAAAACCUGCUGGACAACAUCUCAUCAAACCCGACGACGUGUUAGAAUUCAUUGGUGAAUUGUCGGUCACGGACUUGCCUGGCGUUGCAUGGAGUAUUGGCAACAAACUUGAGGAAAUUGGAGUGAAGUUUGUCAAGGAUAUCAGGGUGUUGACAAAAGAGAAGCUCAUCAACACUCUGGGACCGAAAACCGGCGAGAAGAUAUGGGAGUACUCCCGGGGAAUCGACAAGCAAGCAGUGGGCGAUCAAGUCGUCCGUAAGUCAGUUUCAGCAGAGAUCAACUGGGGGAUUCGAUUCGUCAACCAGCAGCAAGCGGAAGAAUUUGUUCAGAGCCUGACUGAUGAGCUGUCACGGCGCCUCCUCGAGCAGUUGGUCAAGGGGAGACAGCUCACCAUGAAGAUCAUGCGAAAAGCCGCCGAUGCUGGGCUCGAUCCUCCGAAAAAUCUUGGGCAUGGCAAGUGCGACACAUUCAACAAAAGUGUGGUGCUAGGAGUUGCCACAAACGACGGAGCAGUGAUCGGGAAAGAAGCAAUUGCCAUCUUGCGUAGCUACAAUUUUCCUCCAGGAGAGCUCCGUGGACUGGGGGUGCAGAUGCAGAAACUAGAGCCAUUGAAGCCAUCUAUGGCCGGCCCUGGCGGUUUCAUGGACAGCAGUCAGCGGAGGUUACAGUUCAAGAAACCGGAGAACCCAACACCAGCAUCCCCGGUGCCGUCAGAACAAGGCAAGAAGGCGUCUGCUCGUACACCGCGAAUCAAGGACGCUGUUGAUCCGAUUGAGGAGGUUCCUACACCGGAGAAGCCGAAGCCCAACGCAGCCAUUCUGGGUGCCGCCGAUGCUCAUCCCACCAUCGAGGAAGAUGAUUCUUUGCAGAAGCCUCUGAAUGUGAGCGGAACCCAGUUCGUCCUCCCGUCACAAAUCGACCCAGCGGUGUUGGCCGAAUUACCGGCAGAUAUCAGAAAUAAGUUGCCCCCCAAACAGAAGAGUAUACUCGAUAUCAUGAACAAGUCCGUCCAACCCGCUUUGCCUUCCGAUGAGCCUAUAUCACGCUCCGUCUCUCCGUACCCCACCGACAAUGACGCUGCACUACCGAACCAGAGUCAACUUGAUCCUGAGAUUCUGGCUGCUCUUCCCCCAGACGUUAGGGAGGAAAUAUUGGCCCACUAUACACAGCAAGGGAAAAGGAGCGGAACCCCCACGCAUCAAAGCUUACUCCCACAAUCCCCCCAAAAACCCAGGACUCUCGGUGUGUCCAAGAAACUAGUUGUGACCCCAAGUAAGAAGCAGAAGACGGCCUCGUUGUUUAGCAAGGCUAGGUCAAAGCAACCUGCAGACUCUUCUUCUACCCUAAUCCAGUCAAACUUUGGGCCCGUGGCGAGAUUAGGAAGGGGUGAAUCACCGUCUAAUGCGUACCCUCUGGAAGAAAUAUCUGAAUCCCUCCUCGAUGAGCUUCCCCCGGACAUCCGAGCGGAAAUUAUCGCAGAGCAGAAAAGGAACCGGAUGGAAGCCAGAUCGGGGUUAUAUUUCGAUACCAAGAAACGACCGAAAGUCACAGCUCAAGCAGACGCGACUGCACGAGGUCAACAAAAGUUACAGCUACCAAAGCUGCCUGAUAAGCCGACAUUUACUUCUCGAAAGCUGAGCUCUCUGCCCGAGCUGAGAGACGCGAUCUCGGCCUGGGUGAAAGAAUUCUCUGUUGAUGGUGAUGGUCCUGAUUCAGAAGAUGUGACCGCACUCUCAGAGUACUUAUGCAAGGUCGUGUCUGUCGAGCGGGAUAUGGCCAAGGCUGUCGCGGUGGUAAACUGGCUUGGAAUGCUCUUAGACCACGAGAAGUUCGACACCGAAGACACCCACCUGGCCUGGGAGAAAGCACUUGCAGUGCUGAAGAGGGAUGUGCAACAUGCAAUUACCGAGAGGGGCCUUCCUCGUGUUGUAUUCGACUACUGA
Messenger RNA from Cladophialophora carrionii CBS 160.54, 3459 nucleotides. RefSeq lists its product as uncharacterized. Gene Ontology annotation, biological process: error-free translesion synthesis; error-prone translesion synthesis. The transcript has a single exon. Lineage: Eukaryota; Fungi; Ascomycota; Eurotiomycetes; Chaetothyriales; Herpotrichiellaceae. Gene Ontology annotation, cellular component: nucleus. The record is from RefSeq and is a predicted model, not a curated record. Gene Ontology annotation, molecular function: DNA-directed DNA polymerase activity; deoxycytidyl transferase activity; damaged DNA binding. Bases 1 to 3459 code for a protein of 1152 amino acids.